AUGGGCCGCUGGGGAUACCGCCUUUUCGAGGGCGAACAGGACUUCGACAUCGCCAAAGAUCUUGGUCGAACCUUCAGUGCGAGACCGAUGCAGCUGAGCGAGAUGGUCCGCCGCACAGAGAUUUUGGUGUCUCGGCAGGCUUUUCAAUACUACAAGUCCAACCAAUACAAAGCCGAGCUCAGCCAAACCGUCACCACGGUCCGCAAUCAACUUGACACAGGUCUAGGAGACCGUUUCUUCGAAAAACAUCGCGCAAGAGAGAGCAGCCAUGACGACAAGUACCGCGUUAUCCUCGCAGGCGCGCUGAUGAUGCGCGCUGGAGCCAGGAUCAACCCCGAGCAUAUUCAGCAUAUUCGGGAACUAGUGCCACAGAUAAAGUGCACCUACGCAUUCACUCUGCCCGUAUUUGACACGGGAUUCCGUGAGCCUGGCAGGGCUCAACUGCUCGCCGCCUUGGACAACUACGUUGCGGGCACCCCGCGAAGCUUCCAGGAACCAAGCUGCUUUAACUGUGGCAAAAUUCAAGCUGAUCUAGGAUUCGCUCCCAAGAGAUGUGGUCGCUGUCGGCGUGUAUGGUAUUGCUCUGAGGCUUGCCAACGAGCACAGUGGUUCAUCCACAAGAAGCAAUGCUUGCCUCCCAGUGAACUCAGAAUGCUCAACGUGUAA
This is a messenger RNA of Clonostachys solani, 666 nucleotides long. The record is from the annotation of a GenBank genome assembly. Lineage: Eukaryota; Fungi; Ascomycota; Sordariomycetes; Hypocreales; Bionectriaceae.